Molecule: messenger RNA, 879 nt
Organism: Radiomyces spectabilis
Lineage: Eukaryota; Fungi; Mucoromycota; Mucoromycetes; Mucorales; Radiomycetaceae
Product: acyl transferase/acyl hydrolase/lysophospholipase
Exons: 5
Coding region: 1-879 (292 amino acids)
Biological process (GO): fatty acid biosynthetic process
Cellular component (GO): mitochondrion
Molecular function (GO): [acyl-carrier-protein] S-malonyltransferase activity
Source: RefSeq, a predicted model, not a curated record
AUGGGCAAGGAUCUUUACAACCUCUAUCCCCGUUCGGCAAAACUGGUAUUCAACGAAGCAGAAGAAGCUUUCGGUGGUGGGCUACGGUCUCUAAUAUUCGGAAAGAAUCAUGAGAAAUUAAAGUUGACGGAAAACGCUCAAGCGGCGAUUCUGACGACGUCGGUGGCGAUGUUGCGGGUUCUGGAAGUCGAGUUUGGAUUUGAUAUUGCGAAAGCAUGUAAUUAUGCGUUGGGACACUCCCUUGGAGAAUACACCGCCCUAGUUGCCACUCGAAGCUUAUCACUCUUUGAUGCCGUAAGACUCGUUCGACUGCGCGGUGAAGCCAUGCGAAGAGCCGUGAGGGAUCACCAGGGACAAACCGCGAUUUCGGCCUUGGUGGUUCGUAAAGGAUGUUUGUCGGAUUUGAAGGCCGCCUUUGAAGAAAUGAAAACCGGCCUGCCGCAAGGUGAAAUUGUAUCUCUGGCCAACAUUAACAGUUCAUUUCAAGUGGUCAUUAGCGGUACGGUGAAAGGUGUAGAUGAAGCAUCACGUAUUUUGCAAGCAAAAAAAUUCGCUGCAAGGGCUGUGGACCUACCUGUCUCUGCACCCUUCCAUUGUGCUAUCAUGGAGCAAGCGGCACAGGAGAUGCAAGAAGCCCUGAAGACGAUCCAAUUUAGACAGCCCUGCGUCGAUGUAAUAUCUAAUGUGUCAUGCAAGCCGUACGUUAGCCCUGAAGAGAUUCCUCUUCGACUGGUAGAACAAAUUACGCAAACUAUCGAUUGGCAUCGCAGUAUUUUAUACUGUAAAAGUCAAGACAUUGAUGAUUUUAUCUGCUUUGGUCCCGGCAAAGUGUUGGCCAAUCUCCUGAAAAAAGAAUAUCCGCUGGAUCAAGUCAAGUAA